CCGGUCGGUCCCUUCAUCAGACGGCCGGUGGCGUGCUUGGUCGUGUUUUUAGAGCUCGCGCUACAUUCCACACGCGCUGAGAGCGGGAUCAACGCACAGUGGGAAAAACACAGGAGAGAGACACACACAACAACCGCCCGAGGACCGUUUACCGAGCUGUUUUCUGUUUUAUAGCCUUUUGUAAGAAUCCACAGCGGGAUAAUUUCAGCACAAAUCCCAGCAGAGAGUAACCGUGGAAGAUGGGUUCAGUCCCGGCCGUGUCUGUGCUAAUGCUGGCCAUCGCUGUUCCGAGUCUAGCCGGAUACAUUGAGGCGCUGGCAGCUAAUGCAGGUACCGGAUUUGCCGUUGCAGAGCCGCAGGUUGCCAUGUUUUGCGGCAAGCUCAACAUGCACAUUAAUAUCCAGACUGGCCGCUGGGAGCCGGACCCUUCUGGAUCCAAAACCUGCGUCGGAACCAAAGAAGGAGUGCUGCAAUACUGUCAAGAGAUGUAUCCUGAGCUGCAAAUUUCAAAUGUGGUGGAAGCCAACCAGCCAGUCAAGAUCGAGAACUGGUGCAAGAAGGACAAGAAACAGUGCCAGGGCCACGCUCACAUCGUGGUCCCCUACAAGUGCUUGGUUGGGGAAUUCGUGAGUGACAUCCUCCUGGUGCCAGAGAAGUGUAAAUUCUUCCAUAAGGAGCGUAUGGAUAUGUGCGUGAGUCAUCAGCAGUGGCACGGUGUGGCCAAAGAGACCUGCUCUAAGGGGAACAUGGUCCUGCACAGCUACAGCAUGCUGCUGCCCUGUGGCAUCGAUAAGUUCCACGGCACUGACUACGUCUGCUGCCCGUCUACUCGUCCUGAAGAGCCCGCACCUCCUGCUUCACCUUCUAUAGAGCUAGAUGAUGAGGAUGAAGACGAGGAGGUGGAGGAGCCUGUCGUUGAGGAUGAGGAUGAUGAAGCAGUAGAGGAGAGUGAUUCUGUUGCCAACGAGCCGCCCACUCCAGAGGACACAGCUGAAGAGGAGGAGCAGGAGGAGUCAAGGUAUCGGUAUCGUUAUACUGUGGAAGAGGAUGACCGAGACAGUGAGGAAAAGGAUGUGAAGAAAGAGAAAGCUGACAUCCCUGAAAGCCAGGAUGGUGACAAAACUCUGCAGGAACUGGAAGGCAACAAUUUCGACUCCGAGGAGUACUGCAUGGCCGUGUGUAAACGUUUGACCGUGCCGCCCACCCCUCAACCCACAGAUGACGUGGAUGUGUACUUCGAGACCCCAGCAGAUGAUAAAGAGCACAGCCGUUUCCAGAAGGCCAAGGAGCAACUUGAGAUCAGACACCGCAACCGCAUGGAGAGGGUGAGGAAGGAGUGGGAGGAGGCUGAGAGCCAGGCCAGGAACCUGCCCAAAUCUGAGAGACAGACUCUGAUCCAGCACUUCCAGGCUAUGGUGGAGUCCUUGGAGGAGGAGGCAGCCAGUGAGAAACAGCAGCUGGUGGAGACUCAUCUUGCCCGGGUGGAGGCCAUGCUGAACGAUCGCCGUCGUCUUGCCCUGGAGAACUACCUAGCCGCUCUGCAGGCUGAUCCACCAAGGCCCCAUCGUAUCCUGCAGGCUCUGAAGAGGUAUGUGCGUGCCGAGAAUAAGGAUCGUCAGCACACCAUCCGCCACUACCAGCACGUCCUGGCCGUGGACCCUGAGAAGGCCGCCCAGAUGAAGUCCCAAGUGAUGACCCACCUGCGGGUGAUUGAGGAGAGGAUGAACCAGAGCCUGUCUCUGCUCUAUAAGGUGCCCUACGUCGCAGAGGAGAUCCAGGAUGAGAUCGAUGAACUUCUGCAGGAUCAAAAGGCAGAUAUGGACCAGUUCCUGUCCUCCAUCUCUGAAUCUCAGCCUGAUGUUACUGUGUCCUCUGAGGAGAGCGUGGAGGUUCCUGCCUUUGAAGGAAAGCCUUUCCGCCCCUUCCAGGUCAACACUCUGGGCUCCCCCGCUGAACCCGAGGGCUCUGGCAUGAACAGUCUGGAUGGUCUGAUUGGAGCAGAGGAAAAAGUCAUCAACAGCAAGAGCAAGAUCAAUGAAAAUGUGGUGAUUGAUGAGACUCUGGAUGUUAAAGAAGUGAUUUUGAAUGGUGUUGAUCCUCUGUUCAGCCGUGGAUCAGAGCAGGAGACGUUCCGCCCCCUGGUGGAUGAUUUCAGCUUCGGAAGCAGCGCUCUGAUUGGCCUGCUGGUGAUUGCAGUGGCCAUAGCGACUGUCAUUGUGAUCAGUCUGGUGCUGCUGAGGAAGAGGCAGUAUGGCACCAUCAGUCACGGCAUUGUGGAGGUUGAUCCUAUGCUAACUCCAGAAGAACGUCAUCUGAGCAAGAUGCAGAACCACGGCUACGAAAACCCCACCUACAAAUACCUGGAGCAGAUGCAGGUUUAGCGGCGCUGUGGAGCUAGAGAGGGGUGAACAUGCUACUGACCAAUUCUAAAACUGCUCUCAAAUCAUUUCAUGCAUUUGAAAUGCAUAUUCUGGUUCAUUUCAAGAAAACAAAAAACAAUGCUUUAUUAAUACUACUACUUCUAAUACUGCUACUGUUGUACCAUGGAGCGCAAUUUUAUGCUCUUGUAACUUUUUUUUUUUUUUAAUUUGAAAGUCAAUGGUUUUAAAUCAGGAGAACAUGAUUCGGCAAAUUAGCCUGGAAUUGAUUUUCCGUAAUUGAAAUGGGAACGUAUUGUAAUGUUAUUUUAAAUGUUGAUUUUAUAAAGUUGUGUUCAAAUCUAGUCUAUAGAGGUACAGCAAAGCCAAAACAAUCAAUAUGAGACAGCAGUUUAUCUACACCAUCGCUGGCCGCCGGAUAUACUUCUUUUAAAUAGAUUGCUUGUAUAUGAAGGUUAUUUGUAACGACUUAAAUGUAUAGUGAAUCAGAAAAUAUGAAAAGAAAAUCAUUAAUUCAUUUACUUUGUAAUUAUUAAAAACACACAAUAUACAUAAAUAGAAAAAGUAGAUGGUCAACUUAUUCAUAGUCAUAUUUUUUUUUUCCAGAGCUUAAAUCUUUGCUGGGUUACAGGUUUAAACUUUGAGAUUGAUAUUCCCGGUCCAAACAUCUGAUACCAUCGCCUGUGUAAGGUUCGAACUGAAUGGCGUGACGGCCUGCCAGAUAUUUUGGCUGAUUGUGAAUGUAGAGGUGCACGAUUUCUGUAACAUUACCACGUCAUUUGUUUUUAUCUUUUGGUUAUGGUGUCAUAUACUUGAACCAAUAAACGGUGUGGCCCCUGCAGAUGGUCAGUGUGGAUUGGUUUGAAGGGCCACAAGGUUAGGGGCCUCCAAACUCCCAUAUCACACUAAAAUCUCUUUACUCGGAUUUUAUUCAAUGAAUGUUAUUUUUCAUGCCGUUACACUCCCUUUUUAUAGUAAAUCUGGCGUGAUAAAAUGUUGCAUUCAGCUUAAGCUUAUCACAAUUGUACUGCAUUUUCAUUUAAUAGCUGCCUAAUGAGAACUGUCAUGGAGAAUUUGAUCAUGUGGCACACAUUGCUUAAAUCAAAGAGAGCAUAAAUACGUUACUGGAGUCAUCUGUAAUUAUAAUACUAUGAUAUAUUACUUCAUAAGUCCCACAAGGACAUACCCUUGAAAACCAACGCAAAAACGCACUAAAGUUACCCAGCUGGAGGCCAAGGCAAGUGCAAGAAAUGUUUUGCAUGUCCACUACGAUGGAAGGCAA
This is a messenger RNA of Sinocyclocheilus rhinocerous, 3660 nucleotides long. RefSeq names its product amyloid-like protein 2. The transcript has 19 exons. Gene Ontology annotation, molecular function: heparin binding; transition metal ion binding. Gene Ontology annotation, cellular component: membrane. The record is from RefSeq and is a predicted model, not a curated record. Lineage: Eukaryota; Metazoa; Chordata; Actinopteri; Cypriniformes; Cyprinidae. Gene Ontology annotation, biological process: axonogenesis; central nervous system development. Bases 240 to 2381 code for a protein of 713 amino acids.